AUGUGCAUUGUGGUGACACGUGGAGAGGUGACACGUGGAGAGGUAGUAGAAGCAGCAUUAGCGUACUUCAACUCGCAUGCUGAUAUGGAUAGCAGUGGCUUGCAAGCGACAGUGCAAGAGCUCGGAGGGGGUAUGCGGAAGUCUCAGGCUGGGGUAGUUUAUGGAGACGAACGUUUCAAGAGGCUCAUGGCGACUGUGGGGGCUCGGAUUGGAGAGCUCGAUAGCGGAUCAUUAGUGGAGAUGGCUAGCGCACUGAGUGCAUUACCGGGGCCUUCAACACCGGAGGUUUCGGAGGUGUGUAGGAAAAUAACAGAAAUUAUGGUAAAGAGAAGGGAUGAAUUUAAGCCUGCGGGUUUGGCGAGGAUAGCAUUGGCGUUGGCGUGUCGAGGCUCGAGGGAUCCUACGCUUAUCGAGAUGGUGAAGGAGGAUACGCUCUCACAAAUUGAAGAGUUCUCACCAUCAGAGUUAUGCUGUAUAUUGGAGGCACAUAGGCGUUGGGGUGUUCACGAUCGAGAACUAACUGAGAAUGUUGUCGAACGCUUGACCGACGAAGUUGACCGAUUCACUGCUGAAGAUUUAGUGAAGACUCUGGAAGUGUUUGCCAGUCUUGGUUUGGCUAGGAGAUCUGAGAGAGUCUCUGAGAACGCCCAGACGGGUCAGUGA
This is a messenger RNA of Perkinsus marinus ATCC 50983, 663 nucleotides long. RefSeq lists its product as hypothetical. The coding region runs from base 1 to 663 and encodes 220 amino acids. NCBI's taxonomy places the organism in Eukaryota, Perkinsozoa, Perkinsida, Perkinsidae. The record is from RefSeq and is a predicted model, not a curated record. The transcript has 8 exons.